AUGGCCCGCCAUGGGAAAUCCAAGGCCUGGGCCAAAAAGGCACCCAAGAAGGCUCCUAUAAAGUCGCCACAUCGAUUGACCAUGCAAGAAGAGGCCAGACACACCGAAGGUCAUGUUCGAGAUUGGCGAACCAGCAGCAAUCUGAGACACAAAGCAGUGCAAUUUGUAAAGGCGGGCAUUCUACAACGAAGUGAACUUGAGACACUUGAGACUGCCGAAGAAGAUGGUGAUGUCCUCGUGGACGAUGAACCGACGGCGGCAAUGUCGGGAUCCAAUUCACCACACCCGGCAGGGUUACAGGUACCGGCAGAGGUUAAGGCUGUACCCUCUUUGAUCGAACUCGUCGAUGAGCCGGAGCUUACAAGCUCUCCCGCCGUGGAUUCACUGCCAAGCGACCCGAGCGAGCCGAGCGAGUCGAGUGAUUCGAGCGAAGACGAAGUGGUUUUCACUGGACGGAACACAGCGAGGCCAGUCGUCAUCGAGACCAGCCAAGCGGAGCUGGAUCUCAUGUUCCCAAAUCACGCAACAUCCGUUAAAUUUGUGGAACCCGCUCCGGUGCCCUUGAGCGAUAUAUCCUUGAGUGAAAGACCCAAGCCGAAACGAAGUCAGCAACGAUCCCAGAAAAACAAGCGAGAUACGCGGGGAUGGACUCGAAAUGACGAGGACGAUAUGCUGGCUGAUUAUAUUGCAAACAUGGAUAGCGAUUACCUGGAAGCAUUGGGUGUCCAGAGAGGAUCUGGACGCGGGAAAGAAACUCCGCCUUCACCCGACGACUCAUCUUCGGACGAGGAUGGAGCUGCCUCUAUCAUAUCCGCAGAGUUCCGUGCCAUGCUGACCGGCGAUGCCAAGGAGGUUUCCAGUCGAAACUCGAUUGACGAUGGUAAAGAGAACCAUUUUUCUUGGAGUCGUACAACACUAACUAACAUGGAAGGUCCAGGCUUCUCACGAAUGCGUCUUGAAGCGAACCCCGAUAUUGUUCUUGAGUCUGACGACGACUCAAACAAUGAAAACAACGAGGAUGAGGACGAUGAGGAGGAUGACGAUGAUGACGACGAGGAUGAUGACGAGGAGGAGGAUGAUGAUGAUGAUGAUGACUUGAGAAUCAACCUGGAUCUCAUGGAUGAGUUCAAUCUGGACUCUGACGGAGACUUGGAUACAGAGCUUCUCGAGGACAUGGCCUUGAACUACCUCGCCGAACGAAAGGGAAAGAAGGGAGCCCGAUCUGGAAAGUCGCCAUUCGCAUCAGCUACCGCGUUCGCAGAUGCUCUCGAGGAUGACCCGUAUUACGGCCUCGACAUGAUGGACUUCACUCGUCCCAGUCUUCAGAAGAAGGGCAAAGGCAAAAAGCCACCCGGCUUGGACCUGAUGCUUUCUGACAGCGACAUGGAAGCCCAUUUGCAUGACGUCUGGCAAGUCGACCGGAAGAAGAAAAAGGCCAAGAAGCAGGAGCGGGAGGAGCUUCGCAAGCAGGGCUUACUGGGCAGAGAUUCCAGAUAUGCAGACCUCAAGAUCAAGUAUUCCAAAGGAAUCAAUUUCGAGGAACUGAUGACUGAGAUCCGGUCGUUUAUGCUCUCGCCUAAUACGAGUCUGUCACUCCCCGCGAUGACAAAGCAUCGUCGCAAAACAAUUCACGAACUAGCGAAUGUGAUGAACCUCAAAUCACAAUCCAAGGGCAAAGGCCCCUCACGGUUCCCCAUGUUGCUCAAGACCUCUCGUACUCCGACAUACACCCGCAGAACCAUCGUGCAAGUGGAUGAUCUUCUGUGUGGCAAGAAGCUGAACCGGCGUCUCUAUCAGUCAUGGGGCUCAGACGCGGCCAAAUACAGCAAACCCGCGAAGGUCAAGCGAGGAGGAGGCGGAGCUGGUGGCGCCGUGACCUAUAUGGAUGGUGAUGUCGUUGGCGGUACCGCUCCAGAAAUUGGAGUCGAGAACCGAGGACGUGCCAUGCUGGAGAAGAUGGGCUGGAGUAGUGGCACUGCCCUCGGUGCAUUGAAUAAUAAGGGAAUCUUGCAACCCGUCGCUCACGUGGUGAAAAAUUCUCGCACCGGUCUUGGCUAA
Messenger RNA from Penicillium diatomitis, 2058 nucleotides. RefSeq lists its product as uncharacterized. The transcript is spliced from 3 exons. Gene Ontology annotation, molecular function: nucleic acid binding. Bases 1 to 2058 code for a protein of 685 amino acids. The record is from RefSeq and is a predicted model, not a curated record. NCBI's taxonomy places the organism in Eukaryota, Fungi, Ascomycota, Eurotiomycetes, Eurotiales, Aspergillaceae.